This is a messenger RNA of Oncorhynchus tshawytscha (Chinook salmon), 2013 nucleotides long. RefSeq names its product tyrosine-protein phosphatase non-receptor type 11. The record is from RefSeq and is a predicted model, not a curated record. The transcript is spliced from 13 exons. The coding region runs from base 206 to 1735 and encodes 509 amino acids. Gene Ontology annotation, biological process: protein dephosphorylation. Lineage: Eukaryota; Metazoa; Chordata; Actinopteri; Salmoniformes; Salmonidae. Gene Ontology annotation, molecular function: protein tyrosine phosphatase activity.
UGGUGACGUUUCAACAAUCGACUCGCUCUCUGAAGUCUCCGGGCUGAGGCCUAUGGACUUUUUGUUGUUGUAAAAAAUUCCAAUCGAAACAUUUUCCCGUUUUGAGCGGAGUCUGGACCUUAUGAGGCAUUUUUGCUGGGAGUAGACUGCCGAAGACACACACAAUAGUUGGAAAAGCCAGCGCGAGGAAACAAGGUUUGAAAAAAUGACAUCUCGGAGGUGGUUCCACCCCAAUAUCACAGGGGUGGAGGCUGAGAACCUGCUGUUAACCCGGGGGGUGGACGGGAGCUUCCUGGCCCGACCCAGCAAGAGCAACCCUGGAGACUUCACCCUCUCUGUCAGACGUAACGGAGCGGUCACCCACAUUAAGAUCCAGAACACAGGUGAUUACUAUGACCUGUACGGGGGGGAGAAGUUUGCCACUCUGGCUGAGCUGGUUCAGUACUACAUGGAGCACCACGGCCAACUCAAGGAGAAGAAUGGAGACGUCAUCGAGCUCAAAUACCCCCUCAACUGUGCUGACCCCACCUCUGAGAGGUGGUUCCAUGGUCACCUGUCAGGCCGGGAGGCUGAGAAGCUGCUGACAGAGAAGGGAAAGAAUGGUAGUUUCCUGGUCAGAGAGAGCCAGAGCCACCCUGGAGACUUCGUUCUGUCUGUCCGCACCGGCGACGACAAGACGGACAGCAGCGACAACAAGCCCAAGGUGACACAUGUCAUGAUCCGCUGCCAGCAUGACCUAAAGUAUGACGUUGGUGGAGGAGAGAAGUUUGACUCUCUGACAGACCUGGUGGAGCACUAUAAGAAGAACCCCAUGGUGGAGACACUGGGCACGGUGCUGCAACUCAAACAGCCCCUGAACACCACGCGUAUCAAUGCAGCAGAGAUAGAGAGCAGAGUGAGAGAGCUCAGUAAACUGGCCGAGGCCACGGACAAGGUCAAACAGGGCUUCUGGGAAGAGUUUGAGACGUUGCAGCAGCAGGAGUGUAAGCUUCUCUACAGCCGUAAGGAGGGGCAGAGAGCUGAAAACAAGAACAAGAACCGAUACAAGAACAUCCUGCCCUUUGAUCACACUCGUGUGGUGCUGAAUGAUGGGGAUGGAUCUGAGGCUGGCUCGGACUAUAUUAACGCCAAUCUCAUCAUGGUAGUAACUGACAUCAUGCCGGAGUUGGAGUGGAAGUGUAACAGCACCAAGCUGAAGAAGUCCUACAUCGCCACGCAGGGCUGUCUACAGAACACCAUCAGUGACUUCUGGAGGAUGGUCUUCCAGGAGAACUCCCGGGUCAUCGUCAUGACUACCAAGGAGGUGGAGAGGGGAAAGAGUAAGUGUGUGAAGUACUGGCCAGACAUGUCAUCUCUGAAGGAGUAUGGAAUCAUGCGUGUCCGCAACGUCAAAGAGACGUCUGCUCACGACUACAUCCUACGAGAACUCAAACUGUCCAAGGUUGGACAGGGUAACACAGAGCGGACAGUGUGGCAGUACCAUUUCAGAGCGUGGCCGGACCAUGGUGUCCCUACAGACCCCGGGGGUGUUCUGGACUUCCUAGAGGAGGUCAACCUCAAACAGGAGAGCAUUCUAGAGGCUGGGCCCAUAGUGGUGCACUGCAGUGCUGGUAUUGGACGGACAGGAACGUUCAUAGUGAUUGACAUCCUCAUUGACGUCAUCAGGGAAAAAGGAGUGGACUGUGACACAGACGUUCCUAGUCUAACCUCUUCUCUCUGUAGGUGUGAACUGUGACACAGACGUUCCUAGUCUAACCUCUUCUCUCUGUAGGAGUGGACUGUGACACAGACGUUCCUAGUCUAACCUCUUCUCUCUGUAGGAGUGGACUGUGACACAGACGUUCCUAGUCUAACCUCUUCUCUCUGUAGGAGUGGACUGUGACACAGACGUUCCUAGUCUAACCUCUUCUCUCUGUAGGAGUGGACUGUGACACAGACGUUCCUAGUCUAACCUCUUCUGUCUCUGUAGGAGUGGACUGUGACACAGACGUUCCUAGUCUAACCUCUUCUGUC